This is a messenger RNA of Phycodurus eques (leafy seadragon), 2106 nucleotides long. It is a transcript of the gene etf1a, whose product is annotated as eukaryotic translation termination factor 1a. Lineage: Eukaryota; Metazoa; Chordata; Actinopteri; Syngnathiformes; Syngnathidae. The transcript has 11 exons. The coding region runs from base 171 to 1502 and encodes 443 amino acids. Gene Ontology annotation, cellular component: cytosol; translation release factor complex. Gene Ontology annotation, molecular function: translation release factor activity, codon specific; sequence-specific mRNA binding. Gene Ontology annotation, biological process: cytoplasmic translational termination. The record is from RefSeq and is a predicted model, not a curated record.
CUCCUACAUGUGAGCCCAGGCGGCGGCACCACGCGCGGCGUGUGGAGGAGAGAAACCGGCAGGAAAGGCGACGUCAUCCCUCGGACCACCGACUCGACGUAGAGUAGAAAAAGGCGAGCGGAGCGGAGCGGCGUUGUCCGAGGCAGGUGCUGAACAACCCCAGCAGAAAGAUGGCGGACGACCCCAGCGCGGCGGACAGGAACGUGGAGAUCUGGAAAAUCAAGAAGCUGAUCAAAAGUUUGGAAGCUGCCCGCGGUAAUGGCACCAGUAUGAUCUCCUUGAUCAUCCCACCUAAGGACCAGAUUUCCAGAGUGGCCAAAAUGUUGGCCGAUGAGUUUGGCACGGCUUCCAACAUCAAGAGUAGAGUCAACAGACUCUCCGUUCUCGGGGCCAUCACCUCUGUACAGCAAAGACUAAAGCUCUAUAACAAAGUGCCACCCAAUGGCUUAGUUGUGUACUGCGGCACCAUUGUUACAGACGAAGGGAAGGAGAAAAAAGUUAAUAUCGACUUUGAGCCUUUUAAACCAAUCAAUACUUCCCUGUACCUCUGUGACAACAAGUUCCAUACUGAGGCAUUGACAGCCCUGCUCUCGGAUGACAGUAAGUUUGGCUUUAUUGUGAUUGACGGUAGUGGGGCGCUGUUUGGAACACUGCAGGGGAACACCAGGGAGGUGCUGCACAAGUUCACUGUGGACCUACCUAAGAAGCACGGCAGAGGAGGACAGUCAGCUUUGCGUUUUGCUCGUCUAAGAAUGGAGAAGAGGCACAACUACGUAAGGAAAGUGGCUGAAACGGCUGUCCAGCUCUUUGUGUCCAACGACAAAGUCAAUGUGGCAGGAAUGGUUUUAGCUGGUUCUGCUGACUUUAAGACUGAGCUCAGCCAGUCUGACAUGUUUGACCCAAGGUUACAGGCCAAAGUUCUGAAGUUAGUGGACAUCUCCUAUGGUGGAGAAAAUGGUUUCAACCAAGCCAUUGAGCUCUCAGCAGAGGUUCUCUCCAAUGUCAAGUUCAUCCAAGAAAAGAAGCUAAUAGGACGAUACUUUGAUGAGAUCAGUCAGGACACUGGGAAGUACUGCUUUGGUGUGGAGGACACACUGAAAGCCUUGGAGAUGGGAGCAGUGGAGAUCCUCAUAGUCUACGAGAACUUAGACACCAUGCGUUACAUUUUACGUGUGCAUGGGGCCGAGAGCAACGGAGCUGAGAAUGAUGAGAAGACAUUGUACUUAACGCCAGAGCAGGAGAAAGACAAGUCUCAUUUCACAGACAAGGAGACGGGGCAAGAACACGAACUGAUUGAGAGCAUGCCGCUGUUAGAGUGGUUUGCCAACAAUUACAAGAAAUUUGGAGCCACGCUGGAAAUAGUCACGGACAAGAGUCAAGAAGGAUCUCAGUUUGUCAAGGGCUUUGGGGGCAUCGGGGGUAUCUUGCGGUACAGGGUGGACUUCCAGGGCAUGGAGUACCAAGGAGAGGACGACGAGUUCUUUGAUUUGGAUGACUACUAGGUAGUCGGGGACUGAUAUAUUGGGGGAGAGAAAAAAAAGCAAAUGAAGAAUGAAAGAAAAAUGCCACCUCUCGCAGCAAGUUAGGGGAUCAACUAUGUUGACCACGUAAAUGACAGCCAAUUUACUUGUUGAAUACACAACCUUGCACAUACAUUUCAUCUGUACACACAUUGAAGUACAUCACACAGGCUGAAGAGGAGUGAAAAUGCAUUUCUUCCGGAGAGGGAGAAAGCCUUUCCUGAAUAAAUCCCUGCCUUAGAGUGCUGGUUCCUUCCCAUAGUUGGAUUGGACUCAACUCAUUUUUGUUCCUUAUUACGCCCCGUUUCCCUCGACAACAGCAAGUUUCCAGAUUGUUUUCUGCCCUCAACACAGAUGGAAGAUGAACAUUUGACUCUACAAAUACACAAAAAAAAAACUGUUCCUUUUCUCCCAUCCCAAUGGCUUCCCCUUUAUGCUUUUUUUUUUUUUACUGGCAACUGCUGCUGUUGUAUUUUAUGAGCGUGGGGGAUUUUUUUUAUUUUUAUUUUUUUUUUUAUUUUAUUUUUUUUUUUUAAACCUGGUUUCUGUAGAGACAGCGUAUUAAAAUUUGAACUGCUGAAAACCA